AUGGCCACACCGAAGCUCCCGUUCCUGUAUCCGAAUUUGAUGCGCGCUGUGCGUUCAUGCGCACCGAGAACAUACCGCUCCCUUCGAAUCCCAUACCGGCCCACUCAACGCUUCCAUACGAGUCAGCAACACCAACGCGAUUCCUUCCAGCGGCGUUACGGUCCAGCCGUUGAACCGAAUUCUUCUCCUUCUUUGCGUCCAAAGAAGGGUUCACAUGGCCAGGUUCACGAUGUGCCAGGGGAUCCAUCUUCCGGACAUGAGGAUGUGAAUGCCUCCGGGCCGGAGGAAGCUGUGCCGGAAGAAUCACAGUCGGAGUCGCAAAUGCAGGAAGGCGAACAGGGCACUGCAGAUGUUGAUUCUUCGGCGACCCCAGCCCUAGAUCGACAAAUGGAAGCUGAAGCUAAGGGAACCAACCCCCCGACAGACCGGGAACCGCACGAGGAGAAGGCAACGGAUAUAGAUGCCGAAAAGGAACAGGAACAGGCUUCGGCUUCUUCGUCCCCUCCUUCCGAAGGUCAACCAGAAGGAAAUACAGAUAACUCUUCGUUCACAAGCCAAACCCCGUUCGAGGACGUCCUACACAUGCCCUCGCCGUCAGUUUACCUAGCCCCAACCGGGGGACCUUCCGAAGAUCGCCCGCCACAUUUUUCUCCAGCACCCUAUGUGCAUCAUUUCGACACAUAUUCGUUGGUCCAGGAUCUGUCAAAGGGAGGAUUUAGCGAAGAGCACUCCACUACAAUCAUGAAGGCUGUGCGGGCCAUCCUACAGAACAACCUCUCCAUGGCUAGGGAGACACUCACUUCCAAAUCCGAUGUCGAGAAUGAGGAAUACCUGUUCAAAGCAGCCUGCUCCGAGCUCCAGACAUCGCUUCAAACAGCUCGUAACUCGGAAAUACAGCAUCAGCGCUCAUCACGCACGCAAUUGCAGCAUGAAACGGAUAUAAUCUCGCAGCGUCUCAGUCAGGAACUUGCAGGCAUGAAAGACGACAUCAAGGGCAUGUUCAAUGAUCACAAGAUGAUCACGCGAGAGCAGCAGCGGAGCAUCGAUACCUCGGUUCAGGAAUUGAACUACAAAAUCACUGUCUCACUAAACAGUGAUGGAAAGAGUGAGAUCGAAAGUCUUCGUUGGAUUUUGACCAGACGUGCCGCUAUGACGAUUGCCAUCUGUGCUUUCAUGAUCAUCGUCUUCUUAAAGUAUGCUUCCACGCGCAAGGAGCCUAAACCCAAGAAAGCCAAACAAGCAGAGGAGCCGGUUGUCACCAAAGAAAUCACCACUGAAACUCGAGUGGUCGAAGAUGGUGGAAUUCAGACAGUCGUCCCGUCUACUGAAGCGCAUCUCGGCGAAUCCCUUGGUUGA
Messenger RNA from Penicillium vulpinum, 1356 nucleotides. RefSeq names its product CCDC90 family protein. The record is from RefSeq and is a predicted model, not a curated record. Bases 1 to 1356 code for a protein of 451 amino acids. Gene Ontology annotation, cellular component: mitochondrion. The transcript has 2 exons. NCBI's taxonomy places the organism in Eukaryota, Fungi, Ascomycota, Eurotiomycetes, Eurotiales, Aspergillaceae.